Messenger RNA from Phragmites australis (common reed), 2451 nucleotides. Its product is annotated as protein LAZ1-like. The record is from RefSeq and is a predicted model, not a curated record. The coding region runs from base 760 to 2016 and encodes 418 amino acids. Gene Ontology annotation, molecular function: transporter activity. Gene Ontology annotation, biological process: transport. The transcript has 9 exons. NCBI's taxonomy places the organism in Eukaryota, Viridiplantae, Streptophyta, Magnoliopsida, Poales, Poaceae.
CUUGAUUUGAGAACAGAAGCAGAGGGCCAAGAGAGCGCUCGAGACACCAAAACAAAAACCAAUACGUUGGAAGCAUGUGAGAGAAAGAAAAUCAAAGUCGGCGCACCUUUCUCACGUGUGUCGUCACAGAUCGGCAUCCCCAUCUCCCUGAAAACUACGAUUCCACCUCGUAAUCUGCUCUAAUCAACUUCAACGCCUACUCCUCUCCCAAUCCCAACCCUGAGCCCCGUUUUUUAUUUGUUUUUUUUUAUGCGCUAAUCGAUUGGACUCUCCGAUUGCGGAGUCUUGCUCUCGCUAACCUUGCAAUCUCCUGGUGGUUGGUAUCCGUUGAUCCCUCCUGCAUUGGUUUGCUCCCUGCUCAGAUCCGAUCCUCUAGGUGAAGACAGGCGGAAGAACAGAAAGCUACUGCCUUUCGGUGGCUGCUUGUUCCAAAAGGAAACUAGUACCAGCUGGGGGUUGUGAAUUAUGAUGCUCUAUGAACUGGAACAGAAGAAGGUUGUGCGUGUAUUGGCUACCAAGGGGGCACAAUUUGAGUACAACAGGAGCCGCGGGACUUAGAAAAGAGAGGGCGAUGGAGUUGAACGAGCAAUUGUUCGCAGUUCUCACCAGCUAUGCGCUGCCUCUUUGGGCUACAAUCAUUGCCGGGAUUUUCGUCGUGGUCUCGCUCUCGCUGUCCCUAUUCUUGCUGUUUAAUCAUCUGUCAGCAUACAAAAAUCCGGAGGAGCAGAAGUUUCUUGUUGGUGUCAUUCUCAUGGUGCCAUGCUAUGCAGUCGAGUCGGUAAGUACAUAUCAUUGGUAAAUCCGUCAAUAAGUGUUGAUAUCGAGAUUCUGCGAGACGGUUAUGAGGCCUUUGCUAUGUACUGUUUUGGGCGGUAUCUAGUUGCCUGCUUAGGUGGGGAAGAUAGGACAAUUGAAUUUCUGAAGAAGGAGGGCAGUUCAGGUUCUGAUGUACCACUUUUAGGCCAAGCAUCUGAACAACGAUAUGUGAACCAUCCUUUUCCAAUGAAUUACCUGCUGAAACCAUGGCCUCUUGGCGAAUGGUUCUACUUGAUCAUCAAGUUUGGGCUAGUUCAGUAUGUGAUAAUAAAAUCAAUAUGUGCUAUCCUUGCGGUGAUUCUUGAAUCCUUUGGAGUGUACUGUGAAGGAGAGUUUAAGUGGAACUGUGGGUACUCUUACACGGCUGUGGUUCUCAAUUUCAGUCAGUCAUGGGCCUUGUACUGUCUCGUUCAGUUUUAUGCUGCCAUAAAGGAUGAGUUAGCCCAUAUAAAGCCUCUUGCAAAGUUUCUGACAUUCAAGUCUAUUGUCUUCUUAACAUGGUGGCAAGGUAUAGCAAUCGCAUUGCUCUACAAUUGGGGCUUGUUGAGAGGCCCCAUAGCUCAAGAGUUGCAGUUCAAGUCCAGUAUUCAAGAUUUUAUUAUCUGCAUAGAGAUGGGUGUUGCAUCUGUUGUCCACCUGUAUGUCUUCCCUGCGAAGCCAUAUGAGCUAAUGGGUGAUCGUUUCACUGGAGGGGUUGCAGUUCUUGGAGAUUAUGCUUCAGUCGACUGCCCUCUAGAUCCAGAUGAAGUUAAGGACAGCGAGCGCCCAACCAAGUUUAGGCUUCCCCAGCCAGAUGAUCAUGUGAGGUGUUCCACAGCCAUAAAAGAAAGCGUUCGUGACGUUGUACUUGGGGGCGGUGAAUAUAUUGUCAAUGACUUGAAGUUCACUGUGAACCAUGCGGUGGAACCGAUCAACGAAAAGCUGCACAUGAUAUCCCAGAACAUCAAAAGGCACGAGAAGGAAAAGAAGAAGAAAACAAACGAUGAUAGCUGCAUUAAUUCGCCAACAUCCUUGAACAGGGUGAUCAGCGGGAUUGAUGACCCGCUCCUGAAUGGGAGUUUGAGUGACAACAGUGGUCCCAAGAAGGCACGGAGGCAACGUAGGAAAUCAGGGUAUGCAAGCGCAGAGAGCGGUGGAGAGAGCAGCGAUCACGGCUUAGGUGGGUAUGAGAUCCGAGGACACAGAUGGAUUACCAGGUAGUAACAGUUAAAGCUCAGUCUGUAACAAGGUGAAUUUCUUGCUAAAGCUGGCUUUUUCUUGGCUGCCAAAAGGCGGUAAUCGAACCAACCAAAGGGACGACAAAUCUCUAGUGUGGUUCAGAUGUAAGAUCUCUGUCAUGAUUCUGCAGCGCGGCAAAUUGAGAUGAGCAAUCAGUCUGUUGAUUCUUUCAGCUGCCGAGGUCUUGAUCCUGUUUUUAAGAUGACAAGCUUACAGCAAGUGUUGGAAGCAAUGUGCCUGUACAUCAUCGUUAUCUUAUGGAACAUAGCUAGUUCACACAGCAUCACUUGUAAAGUACAGACUAGACCGAAUUAUAGAAAAGAAGAAAGAGAAUAUAGAUGUUUCUAUGUUGAGGCCUGAGAUGUUCUGGCAGCCCUGUGAUUUUUUGCUUUCGUUGAUGUUACCAUUUCACUGCUC